AGUUCCUCCAUUAAUGAGCCCCAAGAUUAGGUUCUCCACACCCUAUAAAUCCAUGCCUGUAGAAAUCAAAUCACCCCAAAUCAAAAUUGACCACCCAGAAAAAAACCCAGAGAGAAGUUCGAAAGGAGGAAAAUGGGGUACUGGGCAGUUCUCGUUGUUCUCGUUGGGGUGUUGGUGUUAUCACAGGACGGGAUAGGGGGGAUAGCGCAGCCGACGGAAGUGAUCAGAACGGGGUACGCGUGCUGGGGAGGGUGCUACAACGAGUGCAUUCUCCAGACCGGGACAAACCCGAAUGAGAGGCUGCCUUGCUAUUUCCAGUGUGUGGGUAGCUGCUUUGCUAACCCUGCCUCUGGCUCUGAUAAUAACCGGUACUACUGCCAGCUUGGUUGCUCAUUGCAGCAAUGUGUCAGCAGAUAUAGCUCUGAUGAGAAAAAACAGGAGAGGUGCUUGGAUAACUGCUCCACCAAAAUCUGCAACAUCAAUACUUAGCCUCCCAUGCAUCCUCCCAUGGAAGCCUUGCUAUAUAUCCCUGUUUUGUUAUUGCAUUAAGUUGUGUUUGUUUAUGUUUGGAUUUUUCUAAAUAAUGGUUUGCACUUAUUUGAAACAUGUACCAAUCGGUACUCCUUGAAUACCAAAUAAGUUAUUUAAGUUGUAUUACUAAAAUUGUUUCUUUUCUUUAUUUAUGCAUUGGGAUUUUAGGGUUAAA
Messenger RNA from Rhododendron vialii, 706 nucleotides. RefSeq lists its product as uncharacterized. The transcript has 2 exons. The coding region runs from base 133 to 489 and encodes 118 amino acids. The record is from RefSeq and is a predicted model, not a curated record. Lineage: Eukaryota; Viridiplantae; Streptophyta; Magnoliopsida; Ericales; Ericaceae.